Molecule: messenger RNA, 1842 nt
Organism: Prunus avium (sweet cherry)
Lineage: Eukaryota; Viridiplantae; Streptophyta; Magnoliopsida; Rosales; Rosaceae
Source: RefSeq, a predicted model, not a curated record
AAAAAAUCUAGAGAAGGAUCAAUAAUAUUCAAACACAGUUUUUGCUAUAAAAGCCGAAGUUAUUUUCAUACAGAGGAACAAACAGAGAAAUGGGUUCCUCAAGAUUGCUAAUUUUCUUCAUUCUUCCUAUACUCUUGGUCUUGGACCCUCUUGCUCCUGCCAUAGUGGGCGACCAUAUCAGCGACGGUGUUUGCACGAGGAUAGCAGACUACUGCUGGAGCUGCUCCAAUACUAACAACACCUUCAACAAUGGCAGCAUCUACAAACAAAACCUCAACACCCUCCUCUCCUCUUUGCCUUCCAAAGCCCAAAUCAAUCCCAGAUUUUACAAUUCUUCUCUGGGACAAGCCCCCGACAAAGUGAACGCAAUUGCCGUAUGCAGAGGGGACGUUGCACUCAAAGAUUGCCUCACCUGUUUCAGCAACUCUGUUUCCAUUCUCCUGCAGAACUGUACUAAUAAGAAGGAAGCAAUCAUAUGGGCAGAGCGCUGUACGGUUCGAUACUCGAACAUCUCGAUUUUCGGUGUGCUUAAAUAUGAGCCUGUUAAGUUUGUGCCGAGCCCAAAUAAGAUAUCAAACGCUGAACAGUUCAAGCAGGUGCGCGACCCCUUAUUUGGAAAUUUAAGUGAGAAAGCUGCAGCAGGGGACUCUGUUUUAAAAUUUGCAGCAGGGAAUGCGCUGGUGCCUGUAACAAAUCAAAUUAUAUAUGCAACUGUCCAGUGCAGCCCUGAUUUGGACAAACAAAACUGCAGCGAUUGCCUUAAAGAGUCCAUCUUAGAUAUUCCACAGUGUUGUGGUGGUGUGGGUGGAGGAAGAGUUCUUAGACCCAGCUGUUAUUUGAGGUUUGAGUCCAAUCCUUUCUAUGAGUCUGGAGCAGAUACCCUAACAGGGGGCGGUGUUUGCACGAUGAGAGCAGACUACUGCUGGAGCUGCUUCAAUACUAAAAACACCAACAAUGGCAACAUCUACAAUCAAAACCUCAACACCCUCCUCUCCUCUUUCCCUUCCAACCCCAAAAUCAAUCCCAGAUUUUACAGUUCUUCUCUGGGACGAGCCCCCAACAAAGUGAACGCAAUUGCCGUAUGCAGAGGGGACGUUGCACUCAAAGAUUGCCGCACCUGUUUCAAGGACUCUGUUUCCAUUCUACUGCAGAACUGUACUAAUCAGAAGGAAGCAAUCAUAUGGGCAGAGCGCUGUACGGUUCGAUACUCGAACAUCUCGAUUUUCGGUGUGCUUGAAUAUGAGCCUGUUAAGUUUGUGCCGAGCCCAAAUAAGAUAUCAAAUGCUGAACAAUACAAGCAGGUGCGCGACCCCUUAUUUGGAAAUUUGAGUGAGAAAGCUGCAGCAGGGAACUCUGUUUUAAAAUUUGCAGCAGGGAAUGCGUUGGUGCCUUUAACAAAUCAAACUAUAUAUGCAACUGUCCAGUGCAGCCCUGAUUUGAACGAACAAAACUGCAGCGAUUGCCUUAAAGAGUCCAUCCCAAAUAUUACAGAGUGUUGUGGUGGUGUGGGUGGAGGAAGAGUUCUUAGACCCAGCUGUUAUUUGAGGUUUGAGUCCAAUCCUUUCUGAGUCUGGAGCAGAUACCCUAAUAAACCUUCCAAGAGCCUUGUGAUUUUUGCAGGAAAUAAUACGAGUAUCAUUACAAUAAAAGUGUCGCCACCGUCGUUCUGACAAUUGGUAUUGUCAUUAUGCUUGUGAGAGUCUGGAAGCGAAGCAGGGCAAGAAAGUUUAUUCAAUUUUGUUUUAUUACAAUUUUGAAUUUAACAAGGGCACUCUUCGUUUGUUGGUCCUUGAAUUUGUCAAGACCCAUGUAAUAGGGUUUUGCUUUGUAGUGUUCCUUUUC